This is a messenger RNA of Marchantia polymorpha subsp. ruderalis, 4095 nucleotides long. Lineage: Eukaryota; Viridiplantae; Streptophyta; Marchantiopsida; Marchantiales; Marchantiaceae. The record is from the annotation of a GenBank genome assembly.
AUGAGGAUUUCGCAGUGGCGAACGUACCAGCUGCACGUACCCCCCCCCCCCCCCCCCCCCCCCCCCCCCCCCCCCCCCCCCAUCUGAACGCAGCUGCACUGAAAUUACCAGCCGCAGUUCACUUAGCCGCACUGCGGCUGCACUUGACUUAAGGUUCUGAGACUUCUGUCGUCUCGCUGAUGUACUUCUUGGGAAAGUCGAACGUGGAAAUAGCCACAGAUCACCGAGUUGGUGCUUCUGUGAACACCUUCCCGCUCUAGCACUCGAGUUUGUAUCUGUUCCAGAGCCAAUGUCCCGAAAAUUGGAGAGUGCAAUCCCGCUAGUGACUGUGGACGCCGAUUUCGAGCCGGAGCGUGUUUCGAAGAAGACUGUAUCGAAUCGCCCCUACUCCAAGGUCCUCGAAGAUUGUUCCGAAGCCACAAUGGUCAUAAAGACAAAGAGGCGCUCAUCAGAUGGAGAAUCAAUAGAACCACGUCAAACAAGGUCGUCAACCCUCAGUCAAUCCCUUGAUAGCAGACCGACAAACAGAAAAAGGAAAUCUGCUCCUAAAGUCAAAGCGGCUGCUAAAAGAGCAAGAAAGAAAUCUCCAAUUAAAGUAACUGUUCCCGACUUUGAGGAAUUGUCCGAUACCUCAGAACAAGAAGAUGACCUAGGACCCAGCGAGAAGGAAGCGGGAAGUGACCAGGAAGGACUUGACAUAGAUGAGGAAGAGAUCGGAGAUGUUUCCGAACCUGAUGAUCUCCAAGAAUCGGCACCGAAAGCUGUCAACAAAGAGCGUGUCACUAUAUCGUGUCGGUUUUUAGGAAAGCCCCUGCCGAGAGCAGAGGCCAUCUCGAGAUGGCCUCAUCGUUAUUCAGUUUUUGGCGACGAAGAGGACGGAGCAUCCGAUUCUGAUGCCACGCGUGGAGGAAAGAAACCUUCUCCCGUUGGGGAGGACGAGAGAUGUCUGCACCACUACACAACAGCAGAAGUGGAUAAAAAGGCAUAUAAGAUUGGCGACUGCGUUCAUGUGAAUGCAGAAGCUGGAUGCGAUUAUCUGGGAAGAAUUCUCGAAUUUUUUGAGUCAAGAGAUAGAAGUAAAUGGUUCCGUUGUCAAUGGUUUUUUCGAGUUGAAGAUACGGGAAUUGGAAAGGAUCUAAGCAAUGGAAUUGAUCACAAUUCCAAACGCGUGUUUUACUCGGAACAGGUGGACGAUAAUCCACUGGAGUGCAUUGUCGAGAAGAAGAAAGUUAUUAGAAUAGCACCACCGCCAAGAAUGAGGCUCACCAAGCACAUACUUCCUCGAUGCGACUACUUCUUCGACAUGGGCUAUAACACAGCGUAUUCUACUUUCUAUGUGCUACCUGAAGAGCUGCUUUGCGAUACCAGUGAGGAGCUUUCAACAGUUGAAACCAGCGAAGAGACAAGCUCCAAAAGAGGAGGAUUAAAGCCAAAGCCAUCUAGAAAGAUGGGGAAGGUUUCGAGUGAAGCGAAGCAUACUGAGAACUCUCCAGAGUUUUCGUUGCUGGACCUGUAUAGUGGAUGCGGAGCAAUGAGCACAGGUCUCUGCAAUGGAAGUGCGUUGGCUGGUGCCAAUCUUGUAACUAGGUGGGCAGUAGAUCUAAACGAGCAUGCGUGUCGAAGCCUAAAAUUCAAUCACCCGGAAACUGAGGUGCGAAAUGAGUCUGCAGAAGAUUUCUUGGCCCUUAUCAAAGCUUGGUACGAUUUAUGUGAGAGGUACUCCAUGGAUAACGAAGAAAGUGAAGUAGAGGAGAAGGUGGAGGAAAGUGAUGACAGUAGCUCGGACGAUGAGGAGUCUGUCUAUGAAGUUGAAUCCAUCGUUGGCAUUCGGUGGGCAGGAACAUCUAGAUUAGAGAUUAAAUUGGAUAAUGCAAAGUCUCCCACGUACAUUCAACGCAGUAACACCGCGAGGAAACCAGGAAUCGAGUUUAAGGUAAAGUGGAAAUUCUAUGAUGACCCUGAAGAUGACACUUGGGAGCCGGAAGAACACUUAAACUGUCCCCAAAAGAUUAAGGAGUUCGUUGUUGCUGGGCAGAAAAAACGGAUUCUGCCGCUACCGGGAGAUUGCGACGUUAUCUGUGGGGGCCCACCUUGUCAAGGUGCCAGUGGAUUCAAUCGCUUUCGCAACAAAACAGAACCUCUGAAGUGUGUGAGGAACAAGCAGAUUAUUGUGUACAUGGACAUUGUUGAGUUUUUGAAACCAAGGUUUGUUUUGAUGGAGAACGUUGUGGACAUCCUCAAGUUCGCCAAUGGCGUACUUGGCAGAUAUGCCUUAAGUCGUCUUGUGCGAAUGCACUAUCAGGCUAAGCUUGGUCUUCUUGUAGCGGGAUGCUACGGCCUUCCGCAGUUCAGAAUGAGGGUCUUUUUGUGGGGAGCUGCUCCAUCCGAGAAUCUCCCCGCCUACCCUUUACCGACACACUCAGUGGUGAUGCGUGGUCAUGCUCCUCAAUCUUGGGAGAAAAAUGUUGUCGCCUAUGAUGAGACUGAAUCUCCUCAUUUGGAGAGUGCUUUGCUUCUUAAAGACGCUAUUUCUGACAUGCCCAAGAUAGGGAAUUCGGAUUCGAACGAUGAGAUGUUUUAUGACCAAAGUCCUCGGACUCCGUUCCAGAAACUCAUAAGAGCUCCGCAAUAUGUGCUUCAUAGGAAACCAAAACCUACAAAAGCAACAAAGCCAAUUCUCUACGAUCAUCGGUCUCUUGAGCUGAAUCCAGAUGAUUAUCACCGAGUUUGCCAGAUCCCUCACAAGAAGGGGGCUAACUUCCGUGACUUAAAGGGAAUCAUAGUUUUAUCUGAUGGCACAGUGGACGUCGAGAGAAAGAAGAGGGUCCUCCUGCCCUCAGGAAAACCUUUGGUUCCAGAUUACGCCAUAUCAUUUGUUCGAGGGAAGUCGUUGAAGCCUUUCGGACGGCUGUGGUGGGAUGAAACUGUAUCGACCGUGGUUACCCGAGCUGAACCCCACAAUAUAGCGAUUUUACAUCCAGAACAAGAUCGUGUACUUUCUAUUCGAGAAAACGCCCGACUCCAAGGUUUUCCCGAUUGGUACAAACUAUUUGGGUCGGUGAAGGAGAGGUACAUUCAGGUCGGGAAUGCUGUGGCUGUGCCUGUCGCCAGAGCGUUGGGUUACACCCUGGGACAUUGCAUCAGACCUGAACAAAAGUCUCGAAUUAUACCAACAGGCAAAACAGCUUUGAUGCAGCUUCCCAAAAAAUUUCCUUAUUGUCUACUAGAUCUAGACAGAUAAGCUCACAGAAAAGAAGCGAACUGCAAGGAGGGAGAAAUUAUCUGACCUUCUCACCCAUAGAUGGAUGUUGGAUAAUGAUCAUCCCUUAAACUGAGGCACAUGUGCUCUGGAUUAUGUGUUCAAUAGUAGCAAUUAAGAAAAGCCUUCAUCGCACUGCCAUCAUUUAACAGUCUAUUCUCUAAUUUCGGGCGAGGGUGAAUUGGUAAAGAAAUCAUUAUGAGACGUAGCCGGAUCUCAAGUUUGCCCCGCCUACAUUCUAGGUCAGUAUGUGUAGUUUCAUGUUCCCCUUCGCGAAAACCUAUCGAUUUACGCCAUAGGUUGUGGAGUUGAAGUACUAGGUAGAAAGUUGAUAGUGGAAUAGGAUCCCCAGAUGUGCAGAGAUGUAUAGUUUGCAACCAAGUGACUCUAGAUCACUCGGCCUCAAGAACAGUUACUGCAUAAAUUUUCGAUGCUAGUGAUGCUCAAGGGACGUUGUCUCUGUGGUAAGCAGUACAGUGGCGACGUUUCUGAAAGUACUGAUUACAUUACUUCCCAACAAAAUACCAACCAGAUUUGUCGAAGACAAGAUAGGGAGUUAGAUGGUAAGGUUAUGGGAAGGGUGGUUCCUGCGUUCGUGUAAAACCCUCAUGCUUUUCAGAAGAACAGAAGAACCACAGGAAUGGAUAUGGAUUGAUAAAGUUUGUCGGACACAAAAGCCAAUAACUGUUCUUUUUCUAUAGGAAGUGCAGAGUUUUGCCACCUAUGGUAUUUAUGUCUUCAUGUUAUAAAUUUUGUCGACAUCGAGGAAGGUCUCGACGUACACAGUAAUUGGUUCAAUACUCAAGAGUAUUGAACCAAUUGAAUGUCUUCAAGAG